GGCAACUAGCGCAUAAUUAUAGACGUAGAGACACGGAAUACAUCACAAUCAACAGUAGCGGUGCGGGCGUGGCGGCAGCAGCAGGGGUGGACGCAGGGACGAGUGGCGCUGGGCUGAAAUAUGGGACGAAGCGACGGAAUGACCCCCUCCCGAGCGCCCACGAGGUGAAGUGACGUUGCUGCCUUCCAGAUACUCCCCACCGCACCAACACCACAGCAGCUGCCACCUCCCUGCUCCACUAACACGCAUGCAGCACCGCGUCCACACCCCUCAACGUGGCGCAAAAUAAAACGUGAACCUGAUACGUGAGGUGCAGCUGUGCGGGGAGUGACCGGAGCGAGCACAGAUUAUGGCAGCAAAAAUCCCAUCGCUGGACUCCCUCUCGCCGCUAGAGUCAGGCUGCGUCUCAGUCAGUCUUACGCGAGAGAUUGUAGUAUGCUCUGAGCCAGCUUGCGUGUGUUGCGGUCUCUGAUAAACACCCUCACUACACCUCGCCAUGACGUUUACUGAGCAGUCCGGUGCGUGAGAUCGGGCCACGGCAUAACCAGAGAUGGCGAACAGUAUGAUGGAGGAGCUGGAGAUCAAGGAGCCCACGCCCAGCCUUGCCCCCAGCCAGUACGAGAGUCCACUUUACACCAAGAAAUGGAGGAUCGUGCUUGCUAUCCUGCUGGGUGUGACCUUGAUGGGCCUUUGUAUCCUGGGCUUCUACGUGAGUGUCAAGUCGCGCGGCGUUCUGGAUGGCGUUCCGCCUACCGACACUACCACCAUCAUGCCCCUCUCCUCCAUUGCGGGGUGGAGGAGCAGUCCCACUGGCCCCUCAUGUCUCUCCCUCCUCAACGACACGUGUCCCGAAGAUUUUUCGACGCCGCCGCUGCUGGUGAUAGGGCUGGACGGCCUGAGACCAGAUGAACUGCGGGAGGAGGUGACACCCGCCCUCGUGUACCUGAGAAAGUGCGGCGCCACCACCCACAACAUGGUGCCCACUUACCCCACCACCACCUUCCCCAACAUGUACACCAUAGCUACGGGCCUGUACCCCGAGAGUCACGGCGUGGUGGCCAACGAGAUGCACGACCCAGAUAUCACCAGGGAUUUCGCGGUGGGUAACAACAGCAUCCAUAACCCCGCGUGGUGGGGUGGCGAGCCCAUCUGGUACACCUCCACCAAGCAGGGAAUGAAGUCAGCUACCCUCUACUGGCCGGGGUCUGACGUGUCCAUCCAGGGAGGCUAUGCGGCCUACUGGAAGAGCUACCAAACCCAUAUCACCUUUGAGGAACGCAUCACCAAGAUUCACGAGUGGCUCGCAUUGCCGGGACAUGAGAUGCCUCACCUUAUCAUGGUCUACUUUGAGGAGCCCAUGCGCACCAUCAGGCAAUAUGGAUUGGAUUCAUUGGAGGCUGACAAGGAAAUGAGAAACAUUGACCAUAUGAUAGAUGAGCUGAUGGAUUCCCUACACCAAAAGAAUCUGGCACACUGCAUUAAUGUGAUGGUGCUGUCAGACCAUGGUGAGGUGCCCUUCUCCUGCUCCAACAACUUCCACAUGCAAACCUUCAUGAAGGACAUUGAAGCACAGGCCUACAUUUACACUGGUGCUGUAGGAAGACUGAGGACAAAGGAGACCAAGAACAAGGCUGAGGCUGAAGAAAAAAUUUUAAACAUCAUGAGGUGCAAGAACCCAAAGGUGCGUGCUCUGCCUAAGGAUCUCCUGCCACGAAGGUACCACUACACCAACAACCGAAGGAUAGAGAACAUAAUCUUGGACACGUCACUCAGCACUCAACUUGUCGCAAACUCCGACCGUGGCUGCAAGAAGGCUAUCCAUGGCUACAACAACCUGGAGGCCCCAAUGCAGGCACUCUUCAUAGGCUUUGGUCCAGACUUCAAGGUGAAUGAGACCAUCCAGAACUUCAGGAAUGUGGAGCUGUACAAUCUGAUGUGCCAGUUGUUGCACAUCACACCUGUCAGCAACAAUGGUACAGCAGGGAGUCUGAACCAGUUGCUGCGUGACCCUCCUCCUGUUCCCCCCAUGCCUGACGUCCUGACUGAGGAGCUCCUGCCUACCCCCGUCGGCAUGCUGCAGCCAAGGAACCCUGAGGACAAGUGCCAGUGCUUUAUUCCUGAGGCUCAAGAUGCACCAGUUGUGGAGAGUCCUGCCCGCAGGCGCCGCAGUGAUGAGGGCAGCAGCAUCAGCAGCGGCACUAACAACGUCAGCAACACAGAAAAUGCAGACAGUGGUAACAGCAUUAAGAAUGGCACCAGUAAUGACAACCCUGACACCUCCACCACCACCACCACCACCACCUCCAGCACUACCACUACCACCCCUCCCCCAACCACUACCCCUUCCACCACCACCACCACCACCACAGCCCCACCUACUACCACCAGUACCACCACUACCACCACACCACCACAAGAGACCACAACCCCUUCCACCACUACUACCUCUACCACAACCACUCCCACCACUACCACUACCACAACCACCACAACCACUACCACUACUACCACCACUCCCGCCACCACCACCACCACCACCCCAAAACCAAUGACAAAGGAGGAACAACAGCUGCUGCUCAAUAAACAUGCUCCUUGGGGCAUUCCAGGUCUCACCCAAUCAAAAGACAUCCAGGGAAAACUGAAGGUCCUGUUGCAUUCCAGUCAUGUUAUAGGUUUGCAUGAGACUCUGGCCCUGGCACUGUGGACAAGCUUCACCCUCACCAAUGUCACCCUGGCAGAGGUGGAGGAGGAAGCUGGUUUGGAAGAGCAGCAGCCAGUUCCUGCAUGUUGGAGGGCUGAUCCCCGCUUGGAGCGCUCUCAGCAAGACCAGUGCCAGAAGAUGCUGACUGAAGAGGAGUACCUUGCUAAUAAUGUCACCCUCACACAGCUCUUCCCAGAGGAGCUUGAAAGGAAAGAACUCCUGGAGGCUGAAGGCUACUUACUCUCCAACAUGGCUCCAGUGAGGGCUGGGUAUGCUGAUGGUGGUCGUCAGGCCAUGGUGAAGGCUAUCAAGGAGUGGACCAACUCAUUUGGUACCAUCAAUGUGAUUCAUGGCUCCAUCUUUGACCUUGACAUUGAUGGCCACCAGGACCCUGUGGCCACUGUGCUGAAGACUGCGAAACCCCUUGUGCCAAGUAACUACUUCUUUGUGAUAAACCAAUGUGGGUCGUUGCCAUGUCCCAGCAUGCCCAGGAAGACGCUGGCCUUCAUCUUCCCCAACACACACUUCCCUGACAACUGCCUCAUGAGUGAUAGCGAGUACCUGAACUACCACCUGGCCAACGUGCGGGAUGUGGAGCUGCUCACCGGCCUGCAGUUCUUCAGGAAUGUGUACAGCCAAGCAGCCCUGGAGUACCGCACCAUGCAGCCCCUCACCGCUUGGCCUCUCCCCCCCUCCCAGGACACCCACCUCCUGUCCCUGCUGAGUGACAGGAUGGGCAAAGCUGAUUCUUUUGCUGCAGAGAACAUACAGCUCUCAUAACCCAAGUGUGUGUGUGUGUAUGUGUGUGUGUGUGUAUGUGUGUGUGUGUGUGUGUGUGUGUGUGUGUGUGUGUGUGUGUGUGUGUGUGUGUGUGUGAGGGCUUUAGUAAGAGAGUGGACCAAGUACCAGAAAUAUAAAAAUGGAGCAAUGAAAUACAUUUCCCUGCAUUACAUUCACCCUGACCAGUGUGUGUGGGAGUGUGUGUUGAUGCCUCACUCACCAGUCAAACAGAAUGUCACUCUUGCAGGCUGGAUGACUGUCUCCCUUUAGAUAAAAUUUCUGACUUAUCUGCAAUUUGAGUUCUUUUUCUAUGAGAGAAGAGAGGCUGGCUGAGGGCUGGAAAGUCUCUAAAAACAUACCAGAUUGCUUCCCUCCAAAAAUGUGAAAUGGAAAUUGAUCCCAGUUAAUCAGAAGACUAUGAGACUAUAAUAAAACAUUUAGCUUACUUUUAGACUGAUUGGUCCUUGGUUCCCCUCUUUGAUUAGGGACUUCAUGCAAUGAUAAGAGGAAUGCAUUGUACUAGAUGUAUAUACUUGUAUUAGCAAAGAUGUUUUAUUGCACACGCAUGCCAUAACAUUUAUGUUGUAUUUUUCCCAAGAUGAGUAAAUGAGUUUAUGUGUAUGUGUAUGAAAUUUGUAAAUCAUCUAUCAGCAUAUUAAGUGUAUAUGAUGAAGAAUUAUAUGAAUGUAUAUAUUGAUUUUUGAGAGUGUGUGUGGUGUGAGGCAAGGCCAGCGUGGUGUGGCUGCUUCUCCGUCCAGAUAGCAGAGGGUGGGGUGCAGUGGGGUGCAUUCAGGAGUGACACUCAUUGUUUGCUUGUAUGCAUCAGCAGGAAGAAAACGUGAACUGAUUGGGUUGUUAGCAGUAAACACCAGGGUUGGAAAAAAAAUCAUGAUAAAAAAAAAAAAAUCAAUUUAUUUUAUUGAAAUUGGAUUCUUUUAUUUAAGUAGAUUUUUACUUAAAUAUUUCUUUGCAUUAAUCCUUGUUUGUCUGCACUGAUUAUUUGUUUCAGUCUUACAAGGCCGUUUUCUUGUAUUAAACUUGGUUAAUGUUAAUUGAAAUAAUAAUUUAAUAUUCAUCACCUAACAUGAGUUUCUCAUAAAAAUCAUAAGUAGGACUAAGUUUAAUCAGAUCUAUUAUAUUAUAUAUUUGCACUAUAAAAAAAAUUAAAUUCAUUAAACUUCAUAAUUAGAUUUAUUGUUAUUAUCAACAAACUUUUUUUUUUUUUUAUGUAUUUGAGUAUUUUUCUUGUAAGAGAUGGCAAUGAUUCACUGGUGCCUGACAUGCUGCAGGACCAGUACAGGAUCACUACACUUAGUACAGGACAAGUACACUUGAUAUUUUUCCUGUGCAACUGCUUCACAUUAUCUUCCUUCUUACUUGUGUGUCUGUGUGUGUGUGUGUGUGUGUGUAUAUAUAUAUAUAUAUAUAUAUAUAUAUAUAUAUAUAUAUAUAUAUAUAUAUAUAUAUAUAUAUAUAUAUAUAUAUAUAUAUAUAUAUAUAUAUAUAUAUAUAUAUAUAUAUAUAUAUAUAUAUAUAGUUUCAAUCCUUAGAUAUUUUAUUCUCAAUAUAACACUUAAAUAAUUUUUAGUACAGUAAAUCUAAUUUUGAUUUAAAUCAUGAUUUUUUACUCUGAUUUAAAUAAUUUGAUUUAAAUCAAACCAACUCUGGUAAACACACAAGCUGAGAUAUGGAUAAAAAAAACUAUAAUAUAUUUUUAUAUAGGGUACAAAAAAGAUGUUCAGAAUCCAGGACUCAAACAUUAUAUAUUUUAAUAAUUAUCUGGAUGAAUAAAAAGUAGGAUUUCUAUAUUUCCAGUCUUGAAAUCUCAGUAUUGGAAUGUUCCUGACAACAAGAACUGGCAUUUUUACUUCCUAAUAAUCCUAAUUACUGUCUUUCUUUCUAUUUUUCCUAGAUAAGUAUUAGGCAGAAAUGUAACCUUGAGUAUACUAACUAGUGAUGCUAACUGUGAAGCCCUUUUAUUAUUAUUAUUAUUAUUAUUAUUAUUAUUAUUAUUAUUAUUAUUAUUAUUAUUAUUAUUAUUAUUGUUAUUAUUAUUUUAUUUUAUCUAUUUAUUUAUUUAUUAUUAUUUUUUUUUAUGUGAGAGGGACACUGACCUAAGACAACAAAAAAAGAAAAAAAGGUCUACUGAGAUGCGCUGUUUAGUUGUUUUGUAUUUGUGGUUAAUGUAUAGAAAACGUGGCAUGUGUUGCAGUGAGUCAAGAGUGGCAGAGGGUGGUGGUGGUAAUGGUGUCCUGUGUGGGUGUUUGAUGGGUGUGUAUCAGUGUGGUGUUCUUGCAGUCAACCUGUGUUCAGAAACCAUGACAUUAAAUAGAAAGAAGUGAGAGAAUUUUCAGCUGUGAUACAUUCCAGCAGUUCAGUAUUUGGCAUUAUGGAUGUAAGCUUAAAACAUAGAUUCUGAGUUGACAUCGGCCGUGGCUUGGCUUAUACGUUGCUAAUUAUCAUCUAUUCACUCCAUUCACAUUCCAGUUGUGAUAAACAGGUAGGAUCUUUACAUGUGAGAACAAGUAAGCUUUUAUAAUCAGUACCAUUAUAAUUUUCUUGAGGUAUUUAUUAAUCUGUCUAUUAAUAUCUGACUCCUGCUCCUGGGAGGUACAAGAAGCCAUUUACUGGUGUUCUUGUACUAGCUAUAUUCUUUUCCUGUCAUUCUCCUCACGUACUCUGUGCACUCUGUCGGUCUUUCUGUCCACUGAAGGUCGUCUUGCAUUCUUCACUUAUUACCCAUACUUAUUCAAGCCCAGCCAGGUCGAUGUAGAACCGUUCAUUAACAUUUACAUCACACAGCUUCACAGUCUGGUGCUUUUCAACACCUGACAGGUAACGUAAAAGACUGCUGCCGACUCGAGUACUUCCAUUGUAUUGGUGAUUGUUUUUGUACACCAUAUCAUGACAUCAUAUAGUUACCGUAGCGAAAGGGAUUAAGUAAUAGUUAUGUAUCAUUUCAGUGUAGGUCAAUUCUGUGUUGUGUUCUGAAUGGUUAAUUAAAAACACCGUAAAACAUA
Molecule: messenger RNA, 6501 nt
Organism: Scylla paramamosain (green mud crab)
Lineage: Eukaryota; Metazoa; Arthropoda; Malacostraca; Decapoda; Portunidae
Product: venom phosphodiesterase 2-like
Exons: 18
Coding region: 551-3481 (976 amino acids)
Molecular function (GO): nucleic acid binding; hydrolase activity; metal ion binding
Source: RefSeq, a predicted model, not a curated record